GUGCGAGCGCCUGUGGUGCCCGCGGCAAGAGCGGACAGUGUGGAGAGCUCGAGCAGCCAACGCCGGGGGGCUUCGCAUUGCAGAAGGGCAGACGGUGAAAGCAGGCACGCUGGACAUCCAUGGCACAGCUAACCUCACCUGCUUUUGGGCGUUGAUAAAGUGACUUUCACCUGGGAAUUUCUGUGCAAGGAGAAAACCUAACAAGUGAGAAGAAAUCACGAAAAGAAUGGCCAUUGGCACUGCGGGAAAGUCACUCUUGUCGGUACCUGAAGCCAGCUGGGCCUGUGAGAGGACACUGCUUUACCGUUCAGAGUCUUUGCUUAGGCAGCAUGGGUUGGUGGGUCGGCAGAAGACAGUCUGCAGUUAGUUCUAGACACCAACCCCGUGAAAACUCCAGCGUCAUGUUUUAUGGGUCUUCAGCCAGCAUGUCCCUUCCUUCUAAAAACAAGCUGAAGAGACAAAGUCGUACUUUUACUCAAGUCCUUUACCGAACCCUGAGUUAUCGUGACCGGCGAUCUGUUGCUGACAUCCCCAACCAAAUAGCUGAUGACCCCGCUGAGCUAUCCACACAGACAUCUGCACCCGGAGUUCUCAAGAUAUUUGGUGAUGAAAUCUGUGCUGGAGCCAAUUACAAAAGUGUUCUGGCCACUCCCCGUUCAAGCGCUCAAGAACUUGUGAAGGAGGCCUUGGAGAGAUAUUCCUUGAGCAAAGCUGCAGUGAGUGAGUACUUGCUAUGUGACGUGAUUGGGAAGUUUGAAGGUACAGAGAAAAAGUGGAGGACUGAGUGCCUUAGAGCUCUUGGGGACAAUGAGAAACCCCUCCUCCUCCAGGAUUUGUGGAAGCCCAAAGAGGGAUUUGCACGUAGGUUUGAGCUACGGAAACGAGCUGAUGUGGAAGAGAUGGCUUCUAAGGAGAUUGAUACCAUCACAGCAGGACCUUUCAAACUCCCUCACCUUAUAGUGACACCACCAAGUGAAACAGAACAUGAAAACGCUGGAAUAUCAGCAAUCUACAAGCAUAUGCUAGUGCCCCCUAAUGUUUCAACAGCAUACUCUGGCUUCACAGACAUUAAUGCACAAGCUAGAAAGCUACAGAGAAAUCGGGCAAAGGGAGCAACCUCUCUGACAUCAGGAACCACAUUCUGCCGCAGUUUGAGUGAAACAAGUCUUAACUUGGUGGGCAGCCCUGUGGAUGAGCCCAAGCGAUAUUAUUCUACACUUCCAGGACCACUACGAGGAAGAUAUGGGAAAGAGGGUUCUAUCUGCAGUAGAAAAAAAGAAGAGAGGGAGAGUGGAGGUGUCCGACACUCACUUUACCACUCACCACAUCUUCUGCUCCUCCAAGGGUACAGCCAGCGGAAUGACUGCUUAGUGUACCUACUAAAUCGAGACCAGCACACUGUUGGCCAAGAGACAUCAUCAGCCCGUCCCAACAUAUGCCUCUCCUCACCAGAUAUACUGCCUUUGCACUGCAAAAUCAAGAAGAUUCAAGUGCUGAAAAGACUCAGUCAGACGGUGGAGGAAAGGCUUGUAAUGGAACCACUACCACGUGCCAGCAUUCUAAUAAACUUUUCUAAGGCGGAGCACACUACACCUUUGCGCCAUGGUGACCUGCUCUCCUUUGGUGCUCACUAUAUAUUCCUCUACAAGGAUCCAGUCAGUGCUAAGCCUCUUCCAGCCCAGACACUUGCCAGGUUGAAAGCACUGAGCCAGCUGCCAGAUGGAGAGAUAGAUCAAAUUGCACCUUUUGCCUGUAAGGUCUGUGGGGCUGUAAUUAAAGAAAAACAGCAAUUGCGCAAAAGCUUCAAACCUAAUCUUAACAAAAGUAAAAACCUUCAGAGAAGGAAGCUGCAUCUGGAAUUUGAGAAAGUCCAUGAAGACGAAUUGAUCGGGAGAAUUAUAUCUCUUAUUGAGCCAGGUGGGGAUGACCACAAAUUGACUCCAGCUUACCUGCUAUGUCUGUGCAUCAAGCACUCGGCCACAGCCUUCGAGGCAGGAAGCUUUGGGAAGCUAUUGCUAAAGAUUGUGAAAAGGAUACAGUCUAUAGCCUGGGAGAAGACAAAGGAGUUGGCAGAAAAGCAAUCUCAGCAUCAGGAUCCUGCUUCUUUGUCCCUCCUAAGUAUAACAGAUUUGGUCCCAGAUCUACAGCUUAUUGUCUUUUGGAUGGCAAACAGUAUUGAAAUCCUGUACUUCAUACAGCAAAAGACUCCAGAAUACAUACAAGGCAUUGAAGAUGUCAAAGGGUCCAAAGAAUCUCUUCUUUCCACCACAAUAUCCGCUAACGAAGAAGCCAUGACAAUUCUGGAAGAAGUCAUAAUGUACACAUUCCAGCAAUGUGUAUAUUACAUUACAAAAUCGUUAUAUGUUUGCUUGCCUGGAUUGCUGGAGUGUAACCCCUUCUUGACUGAGGCCACUGACUCCUCCUGGAGAAGUUCUGCUAGUGUCCCUGAAGCGGUUCGAAAAGUGGUGUUGAUCUACCAGACCACUCUAGACCUCCUGCAGCAGUAUGAGGUGCACAUGGAGGUCCAGUCCCAGAUGUUUGCUUACUUGUUUUUCUUCACCAACGUGUCACUUUUCAAUCAGCUUUUAGACAAAGGUCCUAUGCGGGGCUGGUUUCAGUGGUCACGUGGCAUUCAAAUCCAGGGUACUUUGAGAAUGCUGACUGAUUGGGCAAGAAAUGCAGGACUAUCACAUUUAGCAGAUGACUUCUUUGCAAAGUUUUCUGCUACUGCAAACAUACUGGCCACACCAAUGCUUCACUUAAUCCAGAUGAGUUGGAAGGGUCUGUGUACUGAAUACCCAUCUCUUACACCUGCCCAGAUACACCAUCUUUUAGUGCAUUACCAGCUAUCGGGUGAUAUUGGUCCCAUCCCUGCAUGGCAUCCAAGUCCUGAGGAGGAAGCACAGAUUUACAGAACAGGGGAUCUUCUAGAGAGUUUUGAAAACCAUCCACCUAUUGUCCUGCCCAGCAGUGGGUUCAAAGUGGAUCUGGAAUCUGACUGCGUGGAUGAUAAUAUCUACAGACAAUUGCUAUACGUACGUCACUUCCUCUGGGGUGUCAAGACCAGAGCUUCACCAUCCAAUGGAAAUUCAGAUAUGCAGGAGCUGACGAAUGAAAUCCCAGGAUUUCACAGCAACCUAAGAACAACAGUGGUGGGCGGACACUCCACUCCUGUUGACCAGCAACGACCCGGCAGCCACGUGGAGAUGGACACAGAUGGGAGAGUGUCAGUGAUGUCAAACGUGAGCUGCACUUCUAAAGAUGUGCAUCCUCAUGAUGACAGACUGAAGGAGAAAUUGCACCAGUUCCAAAUCCAGACAAGCCUGGGACGAAAUGGGUCGUUCCGCCAUGCCAUGCAGCCUCUAGACCCGUCCUGUUUGCUGACCCCUCCCAACACACCACUGUACACAGAAUUCAGCCAGACAGAGAGCUUGCCAGUCAACGGAAAUCCAAGGAUUACUCAUAAUUCCAGAAAAGGAGUGAAUGGUUUUAUCGCCAAUGGGCUAGAAGUCUCCUCCAGUCACAGCUCAGCAGCUGAUGAUUUCUGUUACGUAUUUGUAGUGGAGCUGGACAAGGGACCAUUCGGACUCGGAAUGGGACUGAUCGAUGGGCUGCACACUCCCCUCAAUUUGCCUGGGAUCUACAUCAGAACUUUAAUACCAGAUGGCCCUGCGGCAUCUGAUGGACGAUUGAAUAUUGGAGACAGAAUUUUAGCAGUUAACGGUACAAGCCUUAUUGGAGCUGAUUAUCAGAGUGCUGUGGACCUUAUUCGUCUUGGAGGUGGGAGGCUUCGUUUUUUGGUUGCUAAGUCUGACAAAGAGGUCUCUGAAAAAAUCAGUGCAUCCUCAUGUUAGGAUGAAGAACAAAUCAUUAUAUGCAAAGCCUUUAACUUUGCUUAAACCACUCUAAGGUUAAGCUUUCAGCUUACCAAAUAAGCAUGGGAGGCUCCAGCACCUGCCAGCAGGAGGUAAUGCUUAUAGACUGAAAGAAGCAUUUCAUGGCAUCUGAAAAAUAAUUUUUGUUCUGUGCUUCCAUGACAGUUCUAAAUAGGUUUGAUCUGCAGUUAGGAAUCAUUAACAAGGGGAAGAUUUUAUCUGUUAAUAGUUACAUAAAGUGUUAUAAUGAUUAUGCAAAUAUUUUCCACAGUAUUACCAACUUUUCAUGUUUACUCACAAGAAAGUAUAUGACUGUUAAUGUCUGUGCCCCGGCUAAGGCUCUAUUUUACUUUUUGAACUUUGUUCUAAUCAAAGCAUAUGUCUAGGAUUAUCACAGUUGAUUUAAAGUGUGUGGUAUCAGUAAUUAAAAUGUUCAUCACACACUGAAAUUAGAUGAUUUGAAAUACGUGGGACGUCAAACAAAUUAGAAAAACGAUCUGGACAUGACAAGCUUGUAAAAAUUCAAGUAGGCUAACAAAAAGAGCACAUGAGUGUGCUUACUU
Molecule: messenger RNA, 4438 nt
Organism: Polypterus senegalus (gray bichir)
Lineage: Eukaryota; Metazoa; Chordata; Cladistia; Polypteriformes; Polypteridae
Gene: radil
Product: Ras association and DIL domains
Exons: 17
Coding region: 330-3854 (1174 amino acids)
Biological process (GO): signal transduction; neural crest cell migration; substrate adhesion-dependent cell spreading
Cellular component (GO): microtubule
Molecular function (GO): GTPase binding
Source: RefSeq, a predicted model, not a curated record